CCUUAAAUCAUUUCGCAUACACAAAUUAGCGGGAUGUAAACUAUAACGAGCAUUCAUUUUCAUUUAUUUCCACACUUCAGGUGCUGAUUAUUUUUUGGUUCAGCCUUAAAUCAUUUCGCAUACACAAAUUAGCUCCCGCUAACAUUUUCAAAACAGUCAACAUAAAACUAAGUAAGUCUAAGAGGACCUGUGAGGGCAUCUUACUCUGUCUAUGUCUACUCAUACAUUUCAACUUUCAAAGAGUUUUAAAUGCCUGUGAAACGACUUUAUUUCUGGCAACCCAAUGUGGGCGUUACCCUUACUACUCAAAUAUUCAACUUACUCUGCAAAUGCAUAGAGGACGCCAACGGCAUCAAAGAAUGCCGUCUCAAGGCCAAUAUUGUUCAGUAUCGCCCCAUUUUGAAAGACGAAAAUCAAAGGAUGGAUAUUGUGCGAGAAUUCCUAGGGAUUUCGUUUGAGGAACAACCAGACAAACACUUAUUUGUUAUAAGGAGUCAUCGUCUGGUGAUGGAGUCGGAUUCCAACCUCCCUUCCAUAUUUGAUAAACUGCAGUCUUACCGAAAAGCCAUUACCCUUAAUUUCGAGGGUUUUCAAUACAAAUUUGGAGAUUUUCAACUAAAAGUGUUCAAAGUAUCUCAAAGUGAAACUCUGAAGGCAGUUGUCAUGGAGGUUGAAUACCUACCAGUAUCUUCCUUAGAAAAGACUCGUGCCCUUAUGGACGAAUUUUUUGAGAUUUGGCAAGAGUUACUUUCAUCAAAGACUCCAUCUGGACACAUUUUUAACAUAGAUCCAAACUUCGCUGAUUAUCAUCUUUCAGAUCAUUAUAGCUGGCAACAUACAGCUGUGCUAUACAGUAGUGCUAUGGCUCAAGCAAUGUCUACACGAAAUUGAUUUUUUGUUUGAUUCAAGAUUAGCUUGUUUGCAUUAUAAAAAUGUGUUAAAUUCUUUUGAAAUCAACUGAUUGUUGUUAAUUUAAAUUCUACCGUUCUACUCCAAGAGUAAUUUUAUCUUCCAUCCUUUGCCAUUGGAAACUGUAUCUUCCCAACAAUAAUAGAUUAUUCUUUGUAACUUCUUAUUUAA
This is a messenger RNA of Cryptomeria japonica (Japanese cedar), 1080 nucleotides long. RefSeq names its product mediator of RNA polymerase II transcription subunit 20a. The record is from RefSeq and is a predicted model, not a curated record. Bases 250 to 891 code for a protein of 213 amino acids. The transcript is spliced from 5 exons. Lineage: Eukaryota; Viridiplantae; Streptophyta; Pinopsida; Cupressales; Cupressaceae. Gene Ontology annotation, cellular component: mediator complex. Gene Ontology annotation, biological process: regulation of transcription by RNA polymerase II. Gene Ontology annotation, molecular function: transcription coactivator activity.